AUGGCGGAGGAUGAUAGCUCAACCCUCAUUCCCAAAUUGAUCAUUUGCUUCAUAGCAGCAACUUCAGCGGCAGUAGUAGUCACCAUCUAUCACUGCAUAACCGCAGGUCACAUAAGAGCCCUACUACGCUUAGGCCCCGGCUAUCGCACCACAUUCGUCUUCAGGCACCGCCACCACCAACCGGAAAUGCCCCAAAGCAGCAUGGAGAAUUCCUUAGCGGAGCUCAUCCCAUCCCACAAGUAUCAGAAGGGCUCCGGUUUGGUCUCUGAACACGACGGAAUGUGUGCGGUUUGCUUGUCAGAAUUUGAAGAAGGCGAAGAUUUACGUACUUUGCCCGAGUGCGUGCACUCUUUUCACGCUGAAUGUAUAGAUAUGUGGCUGUAUUCUCAUUCCAAUUGCCCCGUGUGCCGCACCAACGCCGCCCCUUCCCCUCAAAUGCUAAUGCACCUGUUAGAAUCUAACGUCGAAACCCGGCAUGAGCAGCAUAACUCUCCGAUUUUGAGUGUGUAA
This is a messenger RNA of Coffea eugenioides, 510 nucleotides long. Its product is annotated as E3 ubiquitin-protein ligase Os04g0590900-like. The transcript has a single exon. The coding region runs from base 1 to 510 and encodes 169 amino acids. The record is from RefSeq and is a predicted model, not a curated record. Gene Ontology annotation, biological process: protein ubiquitination. Lineage: Eukaryota; Viridiplantae; Streptophyta; Magnoliopsida; Gentianales; Rubiaceae.